Molecule: messenger RNA, 4245 nt
Organism: Abrus precatorius (Indian licorice)
Lineage: Eukaryota; Viridiplantae; Streptophyta; Magnoliopsida; Fabales; Fabaceae
Exons: 4
Coding region: 314-3565 (1083 amino acids)
Source: RefSeq, a predicted model, not a curated record
UUGCCAUUUCUUAUUUUAUUUUAUUUUUCUCUUUCUCUCUCUAAAAAAAGGAAAAGAAAAUAAAGCUCUAUUCUUUCUUCCCUCCCUGUGAGUCUGCGAGAGAGAAAGAGGAACAAGAGUGGCCCAGCAGAUCGAAAUCGAUGAUCUAAGCUUCUUCAAUGUUGUUGCAGCAACACCCACUUCGCUCUUUCUCCUACAAUUGUUGGUUUUCCCUACCCUUUUUCUUUUGCUUUCUAUUUUAGUUCCGAGUCAAACACUUCAUUUUUGUAGCGGAUUCUUCAGAGCAGAUGAUAAGAGGAUGUGGGUCUAAGGGAUGGGAACCAAAGUUCAGAGUCUGCCAGGAUAUUACUCAAUGAGAGAUCUUAAUGAGGAAUCCAGCAGUUGUGGCUGGCCCCUAUUUUAUGGAGAUAAAACACUGGUAAAUGGACAAUAUUAUCAUAAUUAUCUGUCAGGUGCUGCUGCAGAUGUGUGUUCAGCAUAUGAUAAGGAUGUUGUAAAGCAGAUGAUGCUAGAGCAUGAGGCCAUAUUUAAGAAUCAGGUCUUUGAACUCCACCGCUUAUACAGAAUACAAAGGGAUUUGAUGGAUGAGGUUAAAAUGAAAGAUUUACAACGAAACCAGAUAUCUGUUGAGAGAUCAUUUUCCACAGGACCCACAGCAUCUCAGAUAACAUCUGAAGAUGGUAAAAAAUGGCACAUUCCUGGCUUUCCACUAAUAGGAAGUUCUAAUUGUGCUAGACCAUCUAUUUCAGGCAUUGAGGGCAUUCAUUCACCUUUGGGUUCUAAUAAAGGAAUCAGUAAGCAAGGUGAUCUCUUCCCUUCCCCUAAUGGGAGUAGUUCAAAAGAUGUUGAGAUACUUGAGUCUAGACCCUCAAAGGUGAGACGAAAAAUGUUUGACCUUCACCUCCCUGCUGAUGAGUAUGUUGAUACUGAGGAAAAUGAAAAGCGUAGUGAUGAAAAGAUAAAUGGCACAACAAAAUUUCUUCCUGAUAGAAUUUGUAAACAUGAAAAGGGAGGUGAUGUGAAGCUUUUCUGUGGCAAUGGUGGGAAGACUGACAGCCAGGAAAAUAUUUCACGAUCUGAGCAGCCUUUGAAGAGCAGAAAUGGUUUGGCUGACUUAAAUGAACCUGUUCAUGGGGGUGACACAAAUGAUGUUGCACUUGUUUCUCCUCUGGACCAUAAUCCCUGUCAACGAGCAACUGAAUGGUCUGAUCUAUCUGGCAAACAGAAGUCAAAGUUCUUUGGUUUGACCAAGGAAGAUUUACUGAACUCACAUCGUGGAACUGACAGUUGGGCUCAACAUAAUGGAUAUUUGGAUAAUGACAGGGGUGGGAAAAUGUGGAUUUCAUCAAUAGAGUCAGGGCAAGCUAAAAGCAAUCUGAAACCCAUUCCUCAAGUCCUCAAACAAGAGCAAUCACUUCUGUCUUCCCACACAAUGCAAGAUGCACUCAGAAAAGCUCAUGAACCGUCAUCUGAUUAUCUAAAUAAUCAAAGCAAGGCUGAUUUGUGGAGGGAAAUGACACCUAGUCGAAUAGAUAUCAAUGAGAGAAAUCGUGAAUUCUCUGAUAAUAAACGUCCAGAGUGUGUUGUAUCAUCACAUAGGCCACUUUUUGCAAUUGCUUCUUCCUCAGAUUUAGGUAAAUCUUGGUCUCACUCACCUUGGGAAAUGACAAUUAGCAGCCCAAACCAGAAGUUGAUAUCUGUACAGACACCUCCAUCUCCAUGUCUAAAUGCAUCUGGUGCCUUGAGUAGGAGUUCCCAGUCACAUCAAAGCACUGGUAUUUUUGGAGAUGGUUGGCCUCUAAAUAUCAAUUCAAAGCUUAAUCAAGGUUUUCAAUGUGAAGCAUCUGGGCAGAAUGGAUUUUACUCCAGGACUUUAUCUGGGUCCAAGGAACAAUCAGUGAACAAUUCUUCAAUUAGCUAUCUUAACAAUAAUGAUUGCAAGAAAUUUCCUGAACACUACAAUGGUUUAGCAAACUACAAGAAUUCAAAUUUUAAUUCACAUUCCAAAGACAUGAAGUCUGGAAAAGAUAUUAACUUGAAUGAGUUACUUUCAAAUGGUUCAUCCAACAACAUAGUUUCUCAGUCAAGGCUUGGAAUCAUGGAUGGAGAACAGAAACGUGAGGAGCAGCUUGCAGUGUUGCCUUGGCUUAAAGCCAAGACAAAAUGCAAGAACGAGGCACAAAAUACUGGUAGAAGCUUAAUUACCACAGAUUUAAAUUUCUUCCAAGGUAAUUCUUUAUCUAACAAAGAUGAAACUGGAAAGGUGUGUAAUGAAAACUUUAUGCCCAAGGUAACUUCAGGUUUGUGUUCUAAUGAUGUUGAGCCAAGGAGGAAAGAAGUUAGUGAGAGCUCUAGUAAAAGGAAAAUUCUUGGUGUUCCCAUAUUUGAUAUGCCUCAUAUUUUUGCUAAGGAAUCAUCUUCACUCACAUCUCCCUCCGUGUCAGUUCCAAUACCAUCUGAUGUAGAAUUAGUGGAAAAUAAUCGGAAAAACCCAAUACUUGAUAUUAACAUGCCUUGUGAUGCUGGUCCUGAGCUGGAUGAACUAGCUAUCACUGAAAUCAUUGUUUGUAAGAAAGGAUUGUCUACAACAGAAGCCAACUCUAGAAACCAGAUUGAUCUGAACUUGAGCAUGAGUGAGGAUGAAGCAUUUCUGACAACUAUUCCAGCUACCAACCUAAAAAGGAAGGCAGAAAUAGAUCUUGAAGCCCCUGCUCUUCCUGAGACAGAGGAGGAUGUUGUUGCUGAUGAAAAGCAGCUUGAAACUCCUUUAGCAUCACCACUAGUCCCACAAGACACAGUUGAAAUGCCACAGGAUGAACUUAUGAGGUAUGCGGCAGAGGCAAUUGUUGUCUUGUCAUCUUGCUGUGAUCAAGUGGAUGAUGUGGUCAGCUGUCCAUCAGAAAGCCCUGCUGUUGACCCAUUAAGUUGGUUUGCUGAUAUUGUUUUCUCAUGUGUGGAUGUUCAGCAGAGAAAGGCUGAUAAUUCAAGGGAAAAAGCUGAUGAGGAUAAUGAGGAAUCUUCCUUAGAAGGAAUGGAUUACUUUGAGUCGAUGACAUUGAAGCUGAUAGAGACCACGGAAGAAGACUACAUGCCCAAGCCGCUUGUUCCAGAAAACUUCAAAGUUGAAGAAACUGGAACAACUACUUUACCUACUCGUACGCGAAGGGGUCCAGCAAGGAGAGGGAGGCAACGGAGGGACUUCCAAAGGGACAUCCUUCCUGGCCUUACAUCUUUAUCCAGGCACGAAGUAACAGAAGAUCUUCAGACAUUUGGAGGGCUCAUGAGAGCAACAGGUCAUGCAUGGUAUACAGGAUUAAACAGGAGAAACUCUUCUAGGAAUGGGUGUGGCAGGGGUAGGCGGCGAUCACAGCCACAAGUUGCCCCUUCUCCACCACCACCUCCUCUGUUGGCAACCAUUGAAACAUGUACUCCACUCAUUCAGCAGCUUAAUAACAUUGAAGUGGGAUUGGAAGAUAGAAGCCUAACGGGUUGGGGCAAGACAACCAGAAGGCCCCGUAGACAGAGGUGCCCCGCAGGUAAUCCUCCAUCAAUCCGGUUAAUCUGAUCACUGUAAGAGGCUUAAAUUUAUAGUUGAGAAUUUAUAGAGGGUAAGAACUAAGCAGGUCCAUUUCCUUAUUGAUGGAACACAUGAUUUUCUAUCUCAAGCACAGGAAUUUCUCUUGUACAUUUCUUCAAACCCGUAUUUGGGUAUAUGCUUGAUUUUCAGUCAGUCUUCUUGUGAUAGCAACUUGUAUUAUUCUUAAAUAAUGUGGCAUGAUUUCUUCUUGGUCUCUAAGAACUGUUGAGGGUAGAUAUAUAUCAGUUUGUGCACUCUCAUAGGACCAUUUUUCUUAAAUAAUGUGGCAUGAUUUUUUCAUUGCACUACGUAUUAGGCUGCAUGCUUGAAUGAAAUGGACCUUCAUUUAAUAGGACUUUAGCUUUCGAUAUGGUGGUAGAUCUGUUUCUUUGAUAUGGAUAUGUAUGAGGUUUUCCCCUUAAUCAAAGUUCUUCAGCGGCGAAUCCAAAGAUUUUCCAUGUCUGCUUUGCAAUCAUCCUACUAGUAUUCUUUUCAUGUAAAAGAAGAAAAUUCAACAGAUGUAAUUUUUACGUAGAUACCCCUUGUAAUAUGUAUUCUCAUCAAUAGCUAAUGUGUACAAAAACGUGUUUUUUCACCGAGUGCAUUUCUAACAUAGCUUACACAAUCUUUGAUGUUAACUAUUAAUUUGAGUAUUUAUCAUGCACCAU